Cryptococcus wingfieldii CBS 7118 is the source of this 1311-nucleotide messenger RNA. RefSeq lists its product as hypothetical. Lineage: Eukaryota; Fungi; Basidiomycota; Tremellomycetes; Tremellales; Cryptococcaceae. Bases 1 to 1311 code for a protein of 436 amino acids. The record is from RefSeq and is a predicted model, not a curated record. The transcript is spliced from 10 exons.
AUGCUUUUUGGUGACGCUCUCUCCCUCCUCGCCCGCUGUUCUGACAACGACCGUACCGACCCCGAGGAUGGCCUCACUUGCCCCAAACGAUGGUCGAUCCACAAGGAGGAGAAGUGCUCAAGCCAGCGCCUCGACAUCAACUCAGCGCCCGGUACCCUUCUCCAGGCGGCGAUAGCCCCGGGGAACCAGAGAAAGGCGCCAGUAAUCCCGAAGCCUGGGCCGGCGUUGUUGUACACAAGGCCACCCGGAACCUUUCAGCCGUCCCUACCCCAGCAGCAGCAGCACGCUCAACAGCAGCCCCCGCCCCAGCCUCAGCCUCCCCAGCCUCAGCCUCCCCAGGCCCAGCAGCCCCAGGCUCACGCUCGUUGGCAAGGAGUAGACCUGCCUCUACAGAAGACAGUUCUAUUUACCAUGUUUGUAAGUGCAGUCUGCCUGGCUGCUGGGUAUUGGCACAACUUCGACCAUCCCACGGUUGCGGGCGGGCGCCUUUACAAUUACGCCGGCCCGGCCUUCUGGCUCAGUGCCGCCUUGUUCUUGCUCCCCGGGUUCAUCGCCGGCUGGAACAGGGUGGCAAACGCUGAGGUGCAGUCGAGGGUCUGGAUUGGAGUGGCGGUGGUCGCGCUGCUAUCACAACUCUACAACAUGUCCUCAUCCCAGACCCCGCCCCAGUCCCAGGAGCACCAACCACACACACACAGUCAGUGCUAUGUUUCUGAGCGCAAUCUGCCUGGCUGUUGGGUUGUUGCUGAUUUGGAAGGGCCCCAGUCCCAGGAGCAGCACCAAUUGCACACUUACCCUCCUCUUCCCCAUGAAUCCUCACAACACUCGCCCUCUUCCCCGUCCCCCUCACCCUCUUCCCCGUCCCCCUCACCCUCUUCCCCGUCCCCCUCGCCCUCUUCCUCAUCGCCAUCCGAGUCGCCUCAAGUCCAGCAGCUGCAGCAGCAACUGGAGCAACAGGAGCACCAACAGGAGCAGCAGGAGCAGCCCCAGGCUCACGCUGGUUGGCAAAGAACAGACCUGGGCCUACAACUAGCAGCCUGUGCGCCCUUCGCCUUUUCGUUGCAUGCGAUUUUCCUGGGUGCUGGGUUGGUGCUGACUUGGAAGGGUCGGACGGUUCCGGGUCGCCGUCUGAAAGAUUAUGUCGGCCCAUCCUUCUGGAUUCUUGGCGCCCUUCUCUCCUUCCCCCGCCUAAUUGUCCCGGGCACUGAGUCGACGGCGUUGGGCUGGCUUGCGGUGGCGAUGGCGGCGCUGGUUCUAGGCAUCGUCAGCACGGUGGGCAACAUGGUCUUCGCAAGUCAAGGACACGGGUAA